Molecule: messenger RNA, 2358 nt
Organism: Emiliania huxleyi CCMP1516
Lineage: Eukaryota; Haptophyta; Isochrysidales; Noelaerhabdaceae
Exons: 7
Coding region: 1-2358 (785 amino acids)
Molecular function (GO): protein binding
Source: RefSeq, a predicted model, not a curated record
AUGGCGCGGACCGCCGCCACCCUCAACGAGGGCUCCCCGGCUGACGUGCUCGACGCCGGCUGCCUCGCCGAGAUCUUUGGCCGCCUCACCGACGUCGGCCUCUGCCGCGUGCGCAGUGUGUGCACCUCGUGGCGUGCCGCCGCCUCCAUUCCGGGGAUUUGGCGCGAGGUUUUUGCGACAAUGCACGGAGAGCACGCUCGGCGGUGGGCGCCGUCGCAGGACCCGCUCGUGGACCCACCCGGCGGCGACGAGUGGCAAGUGCGCUGCGCCCACCGCCGCCAAGCAGCCUCCAACCGGGUGGCGGGGCAGGCGACCUACCGCAAGCUCCCGUACGAGAUGGGCCACUCGCCCACCGCCUCGCCCUUCUACGUCGCCUCGCUCGCCAUCGACGGCCCGUGGCUCGCGCUCGGAGAGUUCGGCGGCUUCCUCACGCUCUACGACCUGCGGGCGAGCCGGCGGCGGUGGCGGCGGCCGCACGCCCUCCCGCAAGGCUUUGUGGAGAACGGGCGCGAGGACCUGUGCGUGGUGAGCGCGGCGAUGGUGGACGCGGUCGGCGGCUGCGUGGGCAGCCUCGCCUCGGGGAGUGGCACGCUGCUGGUCCGCUGCCUCUCUUCUGGCCAGCUGCUGCACCGGCUCGACCACUCCGCCCUGCUGGGAGGGCUGGCGGACGCUCUGCCGCAGCUGCCACCGCUCACCUUUCCAGGAACCUACUUCAACAUGCCGCAGUGGCGGACGGAGUGCGUCGUCGCCUCGCUCUGCCUCUACUCGGCCGAGCGGCUCGGGCCGGAAGCCUCGCGAGGCGGGAGCAGGCAGGGCGGCGGGAGCAGGCAGGGCGGCGGGAGCAGGCAGGGCGGAGGAAGGGCCGGCGGAGGCGAGCCCGGCGGCGGGCCGAGGUGCGGCGGGCCGGGGUGCGGCGGCCCUCUCCGGCUGAUGAGCGUGGCGGUGCUCGAGAAGACCUCGCCGACGGAGCAGGACCUGACCGAGUGCCUCUCGAUACUGUGCCUCUCGAUGCUAUGGCUCCUCCCACCGCUGCCGCGGCCCGGCGAGGCGGCCGCAGAGGCAGGCGGCUCCCGAGAGGCGGCCGGGGAGGCGGAGCUUGCGGUUGCGCCGCCGCAGCUGCUGCGCGCGCGAGUGGGCGCCAUGUCGGAGCAGGGCGGCGCCAUGUCGGAGCAGGGCGGCGUGGUGGCGGAGGCGCACGAGCUGCUGCUCCUCGAGCUCCUCACCCUCCUCCCGCUCGGCCGUGCGAGCCUGCACCUCGCGAGGGGGAGGAGGGCGACUCGAGCGUCGCGGCGCACCUUCUCGAGCCGCGACGCGUACCGCCUCGCCGAGAAGGGCACACCGAACGCGGACAUGUACAGCCUCGCCGUCGAGAAGGGCGUGCCGUACGCGUCUCUCCAGCGCCGCUCGCCGACCUCGUGGCUCGUGCUGCUCGAGCUGCCCGUCCCGCCCGGCCUCGGCCACCGAGGCGCCUUCCUCGAGGUCUGGAGCGUGACCUGCUCCCAGUCCGCCGAGGGGCUGCGCGCGCAGGCGGCGGCGUCGCAGCCACCGCAGCAGGAGGCUGCUUGGCCGGAGAAGGCCCUGCACGCCGCUCCUCCGGCGGAGGCUUCCCUCCUGCAGGUGCUCGACCUCUCCUACCCGCAGCAGGCCCUCUGGACGUCGCAGGCGCCGGUGCCGCGCGUCGACUGGCCGCCCUUCGACCGGCACCGGUCAGUCUUCCUCCCGUACCAGCACCUCGCCCGCGAAGGCUUCUCUACCUACCAGGAAGGGCGGGAGAGGCCCGCGCUGCUCGAGCUCGACUCUGGAAGGCGCAUCCUCGGCCGCAGCUCGUAUGGAGCGCAGCCCGACUACUACACCACGGUGGGCUGCAGGGCAGCGUGCUCCUGCGCCGACCUCCGGCUGCUGUGGCACGGGGGUGGGGCGGAGCCGACGCCGUGGCUGCUGCUGGAGCGGCCGUUACCGACAUGGGGCAACGAUGGGGAGCGGGUCGUGCUAGAGACUUGGAGGCUGGACCGCGAGCACGGCGGUGGUGAUGGGGAGGAGGAGGAGGAGGAGGAGGAGGAGGGCGGCGGGGGCGGCGGCGAGGAGGACGGGGCGGGCGCCGCUCUUCGCAAAGGAGCGCUGCUUCGCGCAUCGCUUGCGAGCUCCGAGCUGCGGCGCCUCUCGAGCCAGCGCGGCACGCCCCCGCUCGAACUGAUUCGGACGGAGAGGGGGGCGCCGCUGCAGACCGCUGCCAACUGGCGCUGGCUCGUGCUCCUCGACAUGACGGGCGUGCACAUCCUCGACUUUGCGGCGCGUGGCCUGCCCAGCGGCAAAGCCAAAGCGCGCACACUUCCUGCGGAAACAUCGGGCGGUCCUUAG